This is a messenger RNA of Prorocentrum cordatum, 2523 nucleotides long. NCBI's taxonomy places the organism in Eukaryota, Dinophyceae, Prorocentrales, Prorocentraceae. The record is from the annotation of a GenBank genome assembly.
GAAAUCAUUACAUAGCCAUUUUGGCUCAAGCCUUUUCUGUUCGAGUCGUGUUGGAUCCAGCCACUCAUUACUAGUGCCGUGUGUUCGGCCCGUCGGCAGCCAAUAUUGGUCGGCGGAUUCUUGCAAUAUUACAGACUGCGGGUGCGCGCCCUCCUUGAAUUGUUGUGUGCGUUUUUGUUUUAUUGGCGCUGCCCGGGGAUAAUCGAUGUGGCUUCUGUGCCGCUGAGGUUGGUUUUGAAAUCGUUUUGCCGCACAGCUUACAGCCCAUGAUCUUGCAUCGCCCAUUCAAACUCAGGGCUGCACUGAGAUGUGCCCGUAAUGAGCCUUGCUACCGGAAGGUUGCACCAUGCGGUGGCAGGCAGGUCUCGAUACCGUUGUGCUCGUCUGUCAGCCCUUGGAAGGGGCCCCUAAGCGGACCCACGUUAAUCGACGCUGUCGCAGCGUGCUGCACACAGAUAGAAACAGGUCCUCUGGGGCGGCAUUACACAUACGCGUUGCGUGGGUCAUUGACAGGGCUUUGGUAUAUCGGUUCCAGAACAUGUCCCGACGUGGUUUCUUCACCAGAAGCGGACAUACAUUACAUGGGCUCCCCGAGGAACAUGCAUUUCAAGCAAGAGCGAAAAGCCAAGCUUAUAUUGACAAGACACAAGACGCGCGGUGAUGCUCUGGCGGCGGAGUGUUUCUUACAUGACUUUUAUAAUGUUGGCAAGAAUCCGGAGUUCGCCAAUCGGGCAAAGCAGACUUCGGUUGGAUUCAGUACUCAGGGGAUCAAGCUCAGAGACAGCACGAAGCAAAAGAUAAGUGAGGCUAAGCGUGGGGAACGAAACCCAAUGUUCGGAAAACACCACUCGGAAGUGACAAGGCAGAAGAUGAGCGAGGCUGGACGAGGAAAGGUCCUCAGUGAGGAGACAAAGCAGAAGAUCAGAGAGGCUAGACGAGGAAAGGUCCUCAGUGAGGAGACGAAGCAAAAGCUAAGUCAGGCUAGGUUCGGAAAGCACCACUCGGAAAAGACAAGGCAGAAGAUGAGCGAGGCUAGACGAGGAAAGGUCCUCAGUGAGGAGACGAAGCAAAAACUAAGUCAGGCUAUGUUCGGAAAGCACCACUCGGAAGCGACAAAGCAGAAGAUCAGAGAGGCUAGACGAGGAAAGGUCCUCAGUGAGGAGACGAGGCAAAAGAUGAGUGAGGCUAUGCGUGGGGAACGAAAUCCUGUGUUCGGAAAGCUCCACUCGGAAGAGACAAGACAGAAGAUCAGCGAGGCUGGACGAGGAAAGGUCCUCAGUGAGGAGACAAAGCAGAAGAUCAGAGAGGCUGGACGAGGAAAGGUCCUCAGUGAGGAGACGAGGCAAAAGAUGAGUGAGGCUAUGCGUGGCGAACGAAAUCCUAUGUUUGGAAAGCUCCACUCGGAAGUGACAAGGCAGAAGAUGAGCGAGACUGGACGAGGAAAGGUCCUCAGUGAGGAGACAAACUAAAUCAGGCUAUGUUCGGAAAGCACCACUCGGAAAAGACAAGGCAGAAGAUGAGCGAGGCUAGACGAGGAAAGGUCCUCAGUGAGGAGACAAAGCAGAAGAUCAGAGAGGCUCAACGAGGAAAGGUCCUCAGUGAGGAGACGAGGCAAAAGAUAAGUGAGGCCAUGCGUGGGGAACGAAAUCCUAUGUUCGGCAAGCACCACUCGGAAGAGACAAAGCAGAAGAUAAGCGUGGGUAUUCGAGGAAAGCCGCGAAGUGAGGAGACGAAGCAGAAGUUGAGCGAGGCUACUCGUGAGGACCGGCAUCCCGUACUCGGAAGGCACCGCGUUGAUAACACAAUGCAGAAGAUGAGCGAGGCUAGACGAGGAAAGGUCCUCAGUGAGGAGACGAAGCAGAAGUUGAGUGAGACCACUCGUGAGGACCUGCAUCCCUUACUCGGAAGGCACCGCGCAAUCGAGGAAAGCCGCGAAGUGUGGAGACGAAGCAGAAGUUGAGCGAGGCUACUCGUGAGGACCGGCAUCCCUUACUCGGAAGGCACAGCGCUGAUAACACAGUGCAGAAGAUGAGCGAGGGUGAUCGAGGAAUGCCGCGAAGUGUGGAGACGAAGCAGAAGUUGAGUGAGACUACUCGUGAGGACCGGCAUCCCUUACUCGGAGGGCACCACGCUGACAACACUAUGCAGAAGAUGAGCGAGGGUGAUCGAGGAAAGCCCCGCAGUGAUCAGACAAAGUACAAGCUCAUUGGCCAGUGUGAUCGUGUGGAUCGAAGCCCCGAUGCUCGUAAAGCCACGAUACCAAAGAUGGUUGAGGAUUUGUGCAUGGAGCAGCUGGCUGAGAAAUGGAAGUGACAUAGUAUUGACGCGAUGGGCGGGAACCGACGACGCAGCAGAGCAGCCAGGCCAAGCGCAGGGAUGAGCGGCUCUCCUUUGGAAAACAGCAAAUGGUGGAUGAGUUGUUGCGAGCCGCUCCGAGAAGAGCCAGAGUUAGGAGACAGAGCAAAGUAUAAACCCUGUUCAUCUUUGGGGCGGAAUCAUUGUCCUCCUCCCCCCUCCUCCCAG